Molecule: messenger RNA, 3039 nt
Organism: Prionailurus viverrinus (fishing cat)
Lineage: Eukaryota; Metazoa; Chordata; Mammalia; Carnivora; Felidae
Gene: SPOPL
Product: speckle type BTB/POZ protein like
Exons: 11
Coding region: 296-1474 (392 amino acids)
Biological process (GO): regulation of proteolysis; proteasome-mediated ubiquitin-dependent protein catabolic process
Cellular component (GO): cytoplasm; nucleus
Molecular function (GO): ubiquitin protein ligase binding
Source: RefSeq, a predicted model, not a curated record
CUAGCUGGAGAGCACAGUGGAGAGCUCUAGGCUUCCCUUGGGACUAUUUCCAAGGUCCAGAAUCAACCACAACUUCUCAAGUUACCUGAGAGCAGAGCAGGGGCAGGGCCAGGACACCAGCAGAGGAGAAAGAGCUUAGCUAGCCAAGCUGAAGAAGACAGAGGUCACUAGGGACUACUAGAUCAUGGCAGCAGCAGCCGCCUGGAUCCUGGCACAGUAAAUGAUUUCCAGCAGCUUAAAGUAUUCAUCUGUGUGGGAUAUUGCAUAAAUCUUGGAAGACUGCAAUAAAGUGGCAAUGUCCCGGGAACCUACCCCACCUCUCCCUGGAGAUAUGUCUACUGGUCCUAUAGCAGAAAGCUGGUGUUAUACACAGGUUAAAGUAGUAAAAUUUUCCUACAUGUGGACCAUUAAUAACUUCAGCUUUUGUCGAGAGGAAAUGGGUGAAGUGUUAAAAAGUUCAACAUUCUCAUCUAGCCCCAGUGACAAAAUGAAAUGGUGCCUGAGGGUAAACCCAAAGGGAUUAGAUGAUGAAAGUAAAGACUACUUGUCCUUAUAUUUGCUUUUAGUCAGCUGCCCAAAAAGUGAAGUUCGAGCAAAAUUCAAAUUUUCCCUUCUAAACGCUAAAAGGGAAGAAACAAAAGCAAUGGAAAGCCAAAGAGCAUAUCGAUUUGUACAAGGGAAAGACUGGGGUUUUAAAAAAUUCAUUCGAAGGGAUUUUUUGCUUGAUGAAGCUAAUGGUCUUUUACCAGAUGACAAGCUUACAUUAUUUUGUGAGGUGAGUGUGGUCCAAGAUUCAGUAAAUAUAUCAGGACAUACUAAUACAAAUACUUUGAAGGUGCCUGAAUGUCGACUAGCAGAAGAUUUAGGUAAUCUCUGGGAAAACACAAGAUUUACAGAUUGCAGUUUUUUUGUGAGAGGACAAGAAUUUAAGGCUCAUAAAUCUGUACUUGCAGCUCGAUCCCCAGUUUUUAAUGCAAUGUUUGAACAUGAAAUGGAAGAAAGCAAAAAGAAUCGAGUGGAAAUAAAUGAUGUAGACCCUGAGGUUUUUAAAGAAAUGAUGAGAUUCAUUUACACAGGGAAAGCACCAAACCUUGAUAAAAUGGCUGACAACUUGUUGGCAGCUGCAGACAAAUAUGCACUGGAACGGCUGAAGGUCAUGUGUGAAGAAGCUUUGUGUAGUAACCUCUCGGUAGAAAAUGUUGCUGAUACCCUUGUCCUUGCAGAUUUGCACAGUGCAGAACAGUUGAAAGCACAAGCCAUAGACUUUAUUAAUAGGUGCAGUGUACUUCGACAACUUGGGUGUAAAGAUGGGAAAAACUGGAACAGCAACCAAGCAGCAGACAUAAUGGAAACAUCAGGGUGGAAGUCCAUGAUUCAGUCUCACCCUCAUUUAGUAGCAGAAGCCUUCCGAGCACUAGCAUCUGCACAAUGUCCACAGUUUGGCAUUCCACGCAAACGGCUAAAACAGUCCUGAAAUCUUCCAUGAACUGUAGAAAAAUGGAAUUGACUUUUACUCCUCCAGGUCCAGAAGGAUUCUAAUAACAAACCAUAAGCAAGAGUUGUUUCUGUUGUCUUGUCCACGAACAGAAGCUGAAAAAGCAUAUUGCUUGCAUUUCAGGUGGAUAAUUUAUGGUUUAUUCUUCAGCUUUAAAUUAGACUGAUUAUACUCUAAUUCACUUCAAGGCCUUAAAUUAUCUUCAAUGACUUCUCUUGUUCAUAUAAUACUUUAAUUUUUUUAUUGUGCCUUGUCAUUUUGACUAAGGCUAUGCAGGAUUGCACUAGCUCCAUAAUGCAGUAAUAUUGAUAACUGAAGAUAUUAAGUUUCAAAAGGAUCUUCCAUUAGUUUGAGAAAAGCAAAAUGAAUUUUAUAGGGUUUGUCCUAUGCUAUCUCAAAGUUUAAAACUAGGUUCUUCUUAAAAGCACUCGUAUUGGAGAUUACUGGUAAUGUCUCCAGUCUAAGUCCUAUACAUAUAGGAGAACCUGCUUACCUUCAAAGUAAGUUACGGCAAUACACUGCUUCAAUUCUAAUUUAUUUUUCAUUUCAGGGGGCAAAUAUGCAAUGAGUUGGCCCAAAUUUUUAGUAAAAUUUGGAUGUUUUUCUGUGUGUUGACUGUCCAGCAGACUAAGAGAAGCAUAACAAACCUUUGCUUGUGUUUCUUUGUGGGUUUGUUCAAGUUUACAAUGACUGAGAACUGAUUGAGGUUAAGAUUUCAAUAAAAAGAAAGCAUGUUUUGUGCUGAAUUAAUUUUUUUUUAAUUUGUAGUGACCUACAUUUAUAUGACCUACAUUCUGUCCAUGUUGAAAGUAAGGAUGACCAAAUGUAAAUUUAAUGAGUGGGCCAAUUAAGAAAGCUAUAUAUGCACUUUUCAUGUGUAACUUUUGUAUGCUAAAUGGUACAUAUAUUUUUUGUUUGUUUUUGAGGGUAUUAAUAAGGUAUAAUUAAUUGUGUCUUAACUUUUGCAAGAAUUUUUUAAGACUGAGGGAGGCAACUGGGAUGUUUAUGAUAAUAGAUAAGAAAGGUAUUCUUGAUUAUAGUUAAAUUGGUUUGAAUUUCAGAUAUUUAUUAUUGAAUUUACUCUGUCUUAUCCCACUUUGGAGAAGGCAAUUGAACAAUAAAAUUCUGGACACUCUACUCUCCUUCUAAAAAUAGUGAACUGAUAUUUGCAGACUAAAGGAGAGAACCCUUAGAAAUAUAUUAGGCCACACUCUGAACCUUUUCCCCCCCUAGCUUUCUCCUUUCUGUUUCAGUUACUGUACUAACAUUGUGGAUGAUACUGAAAUUCUGCAUAAUGUGAACAGGAUAAACUAUUUAUAAACUGCUUUUCAUGGGCCAGUUCUUUAUUAUAAAUGAAUUUAGCUUUAAACACAUACACAUGUUCAGUGUUUGAUAGCUCUGUUCGCAGUGAAGGUCUGUCCUGGUGCAUUGUCCCGGAGAAGUAGGAGCAGUGGCAAGUCACUGCAUCUGAUUUCAUGGAAUAGUGACAAUAUGCUUCUUAGACAAGAUUUAUACUUGACCACAAGGGGAAAAGUGUGUCACUG